UAAAUAUAUUCUAUCUUGAUCUUUCCUGCUUAAAAACAAAAACCCUAAACACUGUUGACCACACCACACUAGAAAAAAGGGCGGGAAAGAGGGUAGUUGGGAUGCCGGAAUUACCAGAGGUAGAGGCGGCGAGAAGAGCAGUUCGUGAAAACUGUAUUGGGAAGAAGAUAGUCAAAGCAAUUGUUGCUGAUGAUUCCAAGGUCAUCGAUGGCGUCUCCCCUCGCGACUUUGAAUCAUCUUUAAUUUCUAAAAAAAUUGUGGAUGUUCAUCGCAAAGGAAAGAUCAUGUGGAUCCAACUUGAUUCUCCCCCUUUUCCUUCCUUUCAUUUCGGAAUGGCAGGUGCUAUAUAUAUAAAAGGUGUUGCAGUGACACAGUAUAAAAGGUCUGCAGUUACUGAUACAGAUGAAUGGCCUUCUAAAUAUUCCAAAGUAUUUAUACAACUUGAUGAUGGGUUGGAGGUAUCAUUUACUGACAAGAGGCGAUUUGCAAAAGUGCGCUUACUUCAGAAUCCGGCUUCUGUGCCACCAAUAUCCGAGCUUGGUCCAGAUGCAUUAUUGGAGCCAAUGGCAGAAGAUGAGUUGUUUAAAUCACUGAGCAAGAAGAAGACCGUCAUUAAGAAAAUUUUACUUGAUCAGAGUUUUAUCUCGGGAGUUGGCAAUUGGAUUGCAGAUGAAGUGCUAUAUCAGGCAAGAAUCCAUCCGCAGCAAAUUGCCUCCGAGAUUUCAAAAGAAGGCUGUGUAGCACUGCACAACUCCCUGAAAGAGGUUCUUGAACUAGCAGUUGAAGUUGGGGCUGAUAGUAGCCAGUAUCCUAGUAACUGGAUAUUCCAUUCUAGAGAAAAGAAGCCUGGGAAUGCUUUUCUUGAUGGGAAGAAGAUUGAGUUUAUCGAAGCCGGAGGCAGGACAACUGCGUAUGUACCGGAGCUGCAAAAGCUAAGUGGAGACCAAUCAACAAAAGUUAAGGUCAAACCACAGAAGAGGUCAAGUAAGAAGAUCAAAGAUGCAGCCGAAGCAGAAAGUGAUGAUGAAGAAAUUGCUAAGAGUGAAAAACCAAAAAGAGGGAAGAAAGCUCAGAGUAGUGCUAAAAGGCCUCCUGCAAAACGCAAGUCUAUCAGCAGUGGUAGUGAUGAGGACACGGGAGAUGAAGAGGUAAAAGAAAAGGAUGAUAAAAGAGUUGCCACACAAAAGAAGACGAGGGGAAGUGCUGCUAAGAAGAAGCCUUCUGCAAGAAAGAAAUCACAUGGAAGUGAAAGUGAUGAAAGUUCUGACCUGUAGGCUGGCCAAGUAGAGGUAAAGACGUCUUUUGAUUGCUUUAGUUUCUAGCUUUGAAAAAAUGCCUAUGACUGAUUUUUAGCACGUGUUAGGUAAUCAUUAUGUGUGCAUCCUCUAUGGUCUUGUUACCUUGUUUUUGUGCAUCUGACUUGUGGGUAUAAAGGCGUUUUGUUUGUUAAAACUGAUGAA
Molecule: messenger RNA, 1460 nt
Organism: Erigeron canadensis
Lineage: Eukaryota; Viridiplantae; Streptophyta; Magnoliopsida; Asterales; Asteraceae
Product: formamidopyrimidine-DNA glycosylase-like
Exons: 10
Coding region: 102-1274 (390 amino acids)
Biological process (GO): base-excision repair
Cellular component (GO): nucleus
Molecular function (GO): damaged DNA binding; oxidized purine nucleobase lesion DNA N-glycosylase activity; DNA-(apurinic or apyrimidinic site) endonuclease activity
Source: RefSeq, a predicted model, not a curated record